ACAUCGGCAUUAUGAAGACGAAAACGAAUGGGGUUGUGGCAGUUGGUUCGAGUACACGGUAGUUGUAGUUUUGGCCAGCGUUCUACUUCUCGGAUCCCUAGGACUGACGUUAUUCUGGGUAAUACAAUAUCAAGGAGGAUUCGCGUGGAGAGAAAAUCCCGAGAAACAGUUCAAUCUGCAUCCUGUGUUGAUGGUGGCCGGAUUCAUCACUUUCAGUGGAUUUUCAAUAUUACUAUACAGAAUAUGCAGAUGCUGUCGAAGAAUUUAUGUCAAGCUCCUCCACACGGUGUUCCACGCCCUGGCGAUUCCAUGCGUUGCUAUUGGGUUCUUGGCUGUCCUAGAUUCACACAAUUUGAAACAACCUAAUGCGAUACCCAACUUCUACUCGAUGCACAGUUGGAUUGGACUCGUAACAAUGGGAUUAUUUGCCAUACAGUUUGUGGUUGGAUUCUUCAGCUUCCUAGUACUGCUCUGUUGUGAGGGUGCCACAGCAAGUUUCAGAGCAGCACUUGUGCCAAUUCAUGCAUCUUUUGGACUGACGACAUUUAUGCUGGCCAUAGCAGCAGCGUUGACUGGACUCACGGAGAAAGUAAUGUUUACUCUGAAAGAUCGAUAUUCAUCACUCGGUGAAGAAGCUAUCGUAGUGAACACCAUAGGCAUGACAUUAGUUGCUCUUGCUAUAGUUGUAGCGUAUAUUCUGCAAAGGGACGAGUUCCGGUUCAGAGCACACAUCCUCAUACGUUCAGGAGAUCUCUAAAAUACGGCAGCACUAAUCACAGAGAAAAUCACAAUCACCUGUUUUAUGAUAUUAUAUAAACUGAAUGCGCUUUUGAGAAAACGAAAUCAGUAAAUCGAAUUCACUUUUAAUGAAAGCUAUACAGUUACUCACUAGUCGUAACAGUUGAUUGAAACACUGAUUUACUGACUACUCGCUUUCUCGAUAGAAUGCAGCGACCGAAAAAAUAAUUGUAUGAUUUUAUGAAUGUUAUUUACAAGACUAUAUUUUUUAUGAUUGUAAGUGUUUAUUGGUAUAUUUGUAUA
Molecule: messenger RNA, 1041 nt
Organism: Leptinotarsa decemlineata (Colorado potato beetle)
Lineage: Eukaryota; Metazoa; Arthropoda; Insecta; Coleoptera; Chrysomelidae
Gene: nemy
Product: cytochrome b561 family member no extended memory
Molecular function (GO): oxidoreductase activity
Source: RefSeq, a predicted model, not a curated record